Molecule: messenger RNA, 6568 nt
Organism: Pocillopora meandrina
Lineage: Eukaryota; Metazoa; Cnidaria; Anthozoa; Scleractinia; Pocilloporidae
Source: the annotation of a GenBank genome assembly
CUGAGCUCUAUCAGUCACUGUUUAGUUCAUCCAUUGAAAUUGCACUCAAACUUGGUAAACGAAAGAGUUGAAAAGUUAACGUGUUUGCACUCACGAAUUGACGGUGAUAAUUCAACAUCUAUCAAAGGAUACCGUGCAACAACUCGCUUCUUGAAGAACAUGCCUAAUUGUUGACGAAGACAGAAUGCACAGUUUCGUUAAGAACCAUUUUAAAUUGAUGGAUAUAUUUUGGACAUUUCUUCCCCUGGUAGCUCUGUCAGACCCAUCCUUCGCCGUUUUGAUCGAAAUGGAACGAUUACCCAGCUUACCUACGGACGAUUUUCUUUUGCCAGACUCCUUAUGUCCCUCUUUUCGUCCAUCAUGCAGCCUGUUCAAAGCCCACCCGCUGGGAGGUUGCUGGUGCAGUUGCCCAAACACCUUUUCAUUUUACGAAGAAGACUUCCAAUGCGAGCAAAAUUCUGAAGCUCGACGAAAUGCAGGUAUGUUUUGUGAUUUAAGGCUGUUUUAAUGCAAUGAUGUUCUUAAACAGUACUCUGUCGCUGGUUUGUUUUCAUUAUAUUUAUUUCAAGUUGAUUAUUUAGAGUCCAUUUUAAUCCUGUCAUGAUCCUUAGCCUUCUGUAUUCCUUCUUAGUUGCCUUUUUGGGCUUUUUGGUCCCACAGAUCGAACAUCUUGUCAUCUCCACGGCGUAAAAAUAAGCUUCAGAAAAUUGCAAAGAGAAAAUGACGCAAAAGUUUAAGGAGUGGCUUCAAAAAAAAAAAAAAAAUAUAUAUAUAUAUAUAUAUCGACCAAUUUCAGAAAUAACACACAAGCUACACCCAAACGUAAAAAAACCUAACUGUGAUUUUUCCUUUUUUCAAAUUAUUCAUUCCUUGACGCGGGAAAUUUGACAGAUUUUGUCCCUAAGUUGUUUUGAUCUACAUAUCUUUUAAAUUAGGAUUGUUUAUAAAUGAAUAAAGGGGUAAAGUAAUAACAAGUUCGGAAACAAAAAAGUUAAUAUCGCCUAAGUGAUAACAAUGAUCACGUAACAUAUAUUUUGAAGCGUUAAUAUAUUGUACGUGAUGCUGACUUGUAUUGGCUUUUGGAGUGGAACUCCACCGUUAUGUCUUCAGUUCCAUUAACCCCUUAGCUGCCAUGAGGGAUCAAGACAGAAUUACUCCUUGUAACAUGAAUACAACAACAUGCAGAUAAGGAAUGAGAAUAUAGAAAAUAUCAGUUAGGGGAUUAUUAGUUGAUCCAGUACUAAUUUCUCCAAAUCAACGCCAUUGAAAUUUGUGUGGCGGACAGUGGGGAGAAUCGAUAAUGAGAUCUUGGCAGUGAAAAGUUAACAGUUUCCGAAUCCUUUGUUAGAGCAGUAUUUUUUUCCUCAUCCAUACAUUUCCCUACAGUCACCUUCCACAGCCAUUUAUCUGUUUGUCCGUCACGUUUCCGCUCCUUUGCUUUAACUAGAUGUAUAAUAUUAGUUUAGAUGGCUUUAUUUUUUCCUUUUUAUGGCAUGAUUAUCAUCAUAAUAGAAUGCGUUCAGGAGGCGCUAUUGCCUGAUUACUACCUCAAACCGGAUGCUUUUCAACGACCUCUUUAUCAAUGAUGAUCCAAACCAAUAUGUCAUGUCAACGAAGAACUUUGGGUAUGAGUUGGAUGAAAUGGGAUUCAAAUCUGCAUCAUGACUUAAAACGCUAUUUGUUAUUGUUUUUUUUUUCAGGCUGUGAUUUACUGUUUGCAGAUGAGACAGAUGAUAAUUCACUGCCGUUUUUUCCAUCCGGUUCCGUUCGUCAGAAAACGAUCAACGUGCCUGCCAACCAGAACUGCAGCUUUUAUUUCAAAGAUGAGGUUCAUGUUAACUACCUAAGGUGUGACGGAACAUGGAAGUUGGAAAAUGUGGCGGACACCAUAGAUUUAACUAGUGGCUGGUCCAUCAGUCAACUCUCCAUAAAGGUAUAAAAACAAUUCUAAAACUGGGUGCUGUAACCUACUCAUCUACUGAGCCAAAUUUUAAGUACUCGUAUAAUUUUUUCGUUCCUUUUCUCCUCAAAGAAAUUAAAUUUCUUCCGUACUCUCUCUUAUUAAGGUGUAUGCUGUAAGAAAAUUCACAUUCCUAUUCUCUUUGGCAAAGCAAUUUAUUGAUACGAUGACUGAAAACUGUGGGAAAAUUUGUCCAAAAUACGCGACGUGGCCACCGCACUUUACUGUGUCAUCAGCUUAGCUGCUGUUUCCCUAAUUUUCAGCUCAAGUCUGGCCUUACAAUGCCACAGAGUUUUGCUGGCCGUCUGGUAAGAGUAGCAGUGCAAUGUGGUGCUCGGAAUUCGGAUUCGCCGUUUAAGACCACGUGUGUUCUCUUCAAGGUUCAAGGAAUUAAUUCAUGUAAGUAUCUUGAAGAAUCCUUUGAAUAAAGUCCGAGGUCAAGUGCUCUUCUUGAGAGAACAGGCGUUAUUCCGGCAGAUAUAAUUUACUACCUCACCACGGGCGCACCCUUAAAAAAGAGAUUAUACAUGUGUCACGAUAAAUCAUGAAUCGCACAAAUUAAUCUUUUUUUAACAUGUGCGUUGUCACAGAUGCAAAAAGUUGUCCCCAAAAAUUUAUGUUCUCUGCGUCAGAGAUAACUUUUGAAGCUCUGAAAUGUUUUGACUUCUACAUUUCUAUUCAAAAAGUUGAGCAUGUAAAAAAAAUUGAUUUUAAAUCUUUCAGGUUCAUAUCCCCAGUCCACCCCAUCACCAAGUCAAGCCAUUGCAACUCUGCCGACACCAAUAUCAAGACCGAAGAAACCAACAACUCAACCAACAACUCAACCAACAACUCAACCAACAACUCAACCAACAACUCAACCAACAACUCAACCAACAACUCAACCAACAACUCAACCAACGACUCUACCAACAUUAAACCCCACUCAGGUAAUUUUCUAGUAAUGAGAUAAGAAAGAGUAUUAUGGAGACUCGGCGACCCAGUGGAAAGUAAGUUUGAAUCCGGAUAAACUCGGGGAGGAGGGGGGGGUGUGGUGAGGAAGGGGGGGAGGUGAGAGUUUCGGGUUAGAGCAUGGCAUGGUCUUUUAAUUGUGUUUAUGAGCAAAAUCCCGAGCAGCUCCUUACUGAGAGGUAUAAAUGGACGAUGAUGAAAUGUCAGGGAAAAUUGACGAAAUUAUUCUGGGCAGUUUACUUGUUACUGAUUAGCUAUCACUCUCUAAACAAGGAGGCUACAAUACACCUGGCGCGCUAUUAGGCUUGCAAGAUUCUGAAGCAGUUCUAAACACCCAUUCUGUAUCUAUACAAGAAAUUUGACCAUGUGCAAUUUUAAUAGAACAUCGUGUCUUAAAUGAAAAUAGGAGAAAAUGUCGUUAAAACUGCGCAAAGAUGGCUGCAUGUAUGUAUCCUUCUCUUUUUUAAAUGAGGGAGCUUUCAGCACGAGAGCCGCAUAAUUCAGGUGGCAAACUUUCCCUUACAUUUCUGUCACUUGCUGCUGAUCACCGCGAGAAAGAUUCUAGAGAAAUCUUUUGCGAAAUUCAAUCAUCUUCACCAGCCCGAGUAUAAAUGACGGCAAGCAGUAUGGCAAGAGAGAUGCGUUGUUUUGAUAGCUCGCGCGGCCCUCAGCCUUCUCGCACGCAAUUGAGUUUUCUAUCUGAUAAAAGCAGAGCGAUGUAAGGUUAAAUAUUACGUUCGGUUUUUCUCACUGGCUCCGAUUAUUCAUCUGCCUCGUGAGGGAAAUACUACAGUGUAGGCUUUUUAGCGUCAAGUCACAGGAGCAAAAGUACCAGACCACAGAACGGUAAAUAGAGUUUCUUGUUUCUCUGAAUAUUCAUUUGCCUUUUUAUUGAAUAUGUCAUCUUCUAAUUGCGCAAAUAAGAUUAAAGCACGCAAUCAACUGCUACAGUGUUCACGGUAAUUGUCGAGAAAAUUUGAGUUAUGCAUGCAUGCAUAUAUGCUGCUUCUUAGGAUAGCAUUGCAUUUAUUAUGUAUAAUACAUUUAUUGCUGUGUAAUUGAAAUAAUAUUAAACUACAAUUUGAAAAUUGAGAAUUAACAAUAGACAGAGUAAAAUGCAUGAAUCACGGCAAAAAAAAACAAAAAGUCGGAGUGAGACGUGAUAAAAAUCCAUGUUCCCUAAGAGCUUAAUUGCCAAUAGAUUGGAUGAAGAAACGAGAGCGAAAAUGGAAGUCUGAUUUUUUCAGCUCAUAUUCUUCCAGAUAUACUUUCAAUUGGCUCAAUUUCAUUUCCAGCGGCAAAACUGAGAAAUGCCCUCUUUUCGAGAAACUGGACGAAUCUAAGUUUCAAUUUACCUUUAAUUCGCAGCCUAAUAUCAGAGUUUUGUAGAUAACCUGCUUUUAAUCUGAUCUGAUUUUCUCAACAGCCAACCAGUGAACUCCAUAAUCAUGAAAACACGCCAAUAAACUGUGUCCUGGGCUCAACAGUUGUAUUCAAAAACAGCUCCUGUGAUUUCCUCAGUCCGCGCAUGUUCAAUUGCUGUCGCCAGUGCAAUUCCGAUCAUUUAACGUGCGUCGCAACGGACGGAAACGAAAACAAUGGAGGCAAGCCUUACUGUUACAGGGGAUCGUACAAGUGCAUGCGCAAUUGUUUGGAAGCGAACAAUCCUCUUGAGAACUUUCACAGUUAACCGAUCUUUCAUUCCCAGUCCCUAGUGACUGUAGGUGACUGUAGAAGAUCUGAGAACUAAACAAAGUCGUUUCGAUAUUAAGUGUAAUAAACUGUUACCUGUGUCAAAGACACACCUCUCGUGGUGAAAUGUAACAGAGUGAUGUUGCGAGGUCUUGUUCCUACUAAGGACAAUAUUAAUUAUUCCCUAAGUUAUGCUUGUAAUGAUCGUAACAGAUAAAUAAACAUGUUUUUGAAGAAACAAACUGUGUUAUGUCUAAAAUUGGCUUGGCCUGUUCAAAGAAAUUCUUCCUGAUACUGUAAAUACCUUUGCUUAGGAGUCUCAGGUGAGACUUGAUAAAUUGUUGGGGAGAUUAUAGCAAUGGACCAGGUUCUUCGACGAAUAUCGCUGACCGCUUUAUCUUAAAUUGCUACGGCAAAGCAUGCAAGACUUACAGCUCAAUAUUAUGAUAUAAAGCAGAUCCUUAGCUUAAUGAGGAAAAUACUCAUAAUACUUGUUCCCAGAGUCUUUCUUCCCCCCUCCCCUUCCCUGACGGGGCCAGAGAGAGACAGAGAUAGUGAUGGAAAGACGAGACGAUAGAUUUUGGGAAAGAGGCUGCGCAUAAUAUUUCUUUAGUGUAGACGGUAGCUCAAGUAAACAAAAUAUAUUUUUGAAAUAAAACAACUGUACUUGAUAUUCUUUUGCAGAUUGAAAGCAGCCCAAUUUUCUGUGAUGAAUCAGGGAAAAUUGAAAUCCAACAGCAGACGUACUGGGCAAAAUGUUUCUUUUUCUGUUGUCGCGACUGCAAUAAGGAAUUCUACGAAUGUUAUAACACAUCUCACAGGAGCUACUGCCUUGGGUUGGCUUUCAGUUGUGCUGAAAAAUGUGCUAGGGACAGUUCACUUAGCAUAACAGUGAAAGGAAUGCAAUUUCUUCGCUGAAGGAGUCAAGUUCUGUUAAAUUUUAUGGUUCCUGAUUUAAUGCCAAAGCGUUUUUAAGAAACAAAACGUCCCCCGAUAAAAAAAAAUAAUUUUUGAUUUCUGAGUGUCUCACCUGUUAAUUGUUUAUAUAUUUUUCAUCUUUUAUUACUAAUUUCCUUUUUGUUUAUCCUUUUUUUUUAAUUAUUUCGCCUAUUGAUGCCGCUUAACCGAAAAUAAGAAAAGAGCAAAAUCGGUCUUUUCUAAAACAAAGAUUUCUACCAGACAAAAACUUGUCAUUGGAACACUUUUAAAAAGAAAUUUGCCUGAGGGAGGUGGGAAUUAAACAUCUCUCUAAUUUCACUUGUUUAGAUUUUCAUAACUCCUCACUUGACAUCAAGAAUUAAUAUCACCACAUGCCUGUACAGAUGGCAUACCGUAAGGUGAAGAACAGAGCUUCGUGCAACCUUCCUUUCACCGAUAACAUGGUUUUGUCCGGGUAUUUAGGAUAUGGCUAUAAUUGAUAUUCGAAAAACAGUCUGAUAUCUUGGCAGUAUGUUGUCGUUACCAUCCUUAGAAAUUCGGAGCAAACAGGGCUGUCUGCCAUUCCACACUAUCCUAAUGGAUAUUCACACAAUUUGGGCCAGUUUUCAGUUUCUGUUUUAAAAAACCAGCUCUCGAAAAAAUAUUGGUAUUUGUGAAACGACCGAGUGGAGUCCAAUUUAGAAUUAUUAAACAGGUGAUUUUUUUAGUCAAAAUUGUGAUAACAAACAGAAUUUGACGACUUAGAGUCCCGUUCCAGUUAAUCAAAACUGGGCAUGAGAAACGACGCACCUGUCGGUAGAAAGUCGGAAUUCAUAGCUAAAAACAUACACCGUAUUCAGUGAUGGCGGCUGCUUGGAAUGGCACCUGCUUCUGCCGAAAUUAAUCACUCACCACAAGUUUUAGGUUUUCUUGCAGAGAGAAAGUUUAAUUUUUUCAUGAAGUAUCAAUGCGUGCAAAAAUUUGAAAUCGUUUAAUUUCGCCACCUUGGCUCAUCUUCGAGCGCUAAUCAAUAAAAUGUCUUAACCC